GGAAUAUGGCGAUGGUAUUUGGUUAGUGCGGGGUCUUGUUGAUUCUGUUUCAAGUGUACAGUGUUUAUCGUGUUUAAGAGCGUAAUUAUAAUUUAAAUUUGAAGUACAAUUUGUUAAGACAAUGAGUUUCUUUAGUAAAGUAUUUGGCGGUAAAAAAGAACCGGCUUCCUUAUCAACGGCCGAAGCUAUACAGAAAUUACGGGAGACUGAGGAUAUGUUAUUAAAGAAACAAGAUUUUCUUGAAACUAAAAUAGAACUUGAAAUUCAGACUGCUAAGAAACAUGGGACAAAAAACAAGAGAGCUGCAAUUCAAGCUCUUAAAAGAAAGAAGCGAUAUGAGAAACAAUUACAACAAAUUGAUGGCACACUGACUACAAUUGAAAGUCAAAGAGAAGUGCUCGAAUGUGCAAAUACCAAUACAGCUGUACUUACUAAUAUGAAAAAUGCUGCAGAUGCAUUAAAAUCUGUCCAUCAACAUAUGGAUGUUGAUCAAGUACAUGAUAUGAUGGAUGACAUAGCUGAGCAACAAGAUGUAGCUAGAGAAAUUUCUGAUGCCAUCUCUAAUCCUAUUGCAUUUGGAAAUGAUGUAGAUGAGGAAGAAUUAGAGAAAGAAUUGGAAGAGCUUGAACAAGAACAACUGGAUAAAGAGUUGCUUGGCAUUGAAUCUACUGAUGAACUUCCAAAUGUCCCAGCUACUGCUCUUCCAUCUGCACCACCUAGGACUCCCGCAAAAGCCAAGCCUGCAGAUGAUGAAGAUUUGAAAGAAUUACAAGCAUGGGCAUCAUAA
Molecule: messenger RNA, 787 nt
Organism: Habropoda laboriosa
Lineage: Eukaryota; Metazoa; Arthropoda; Insecta; Hymenoptera; Apidae
Gene: shrb
Product: charged multivesicular body protein 4b
Exons: 4
Coding region: 122-787 (221 amino acids)
Biological process (GO): late endosome to vacuole transport via multivesicular body sorting pathway; vesicle budding from membrane
Cellular component (GO): cytoplasmic side of plasma membrane; ESCRT III complex; multivesicular body
Source: RefSeq, a predicted model, not a curated record